Messenger RNA from Ornithorhynchus anatinus (platypus), 2402 nucleotides. Its product is annotated as immunoglobulin superfamily member 1-like. Lineage: Eukaryota; Metazoa; Chordata; Mammalia; Monotremata; Ornithorhynchidae. Bases 67 to 2316 code for a protein of 749 amino acids. The transcript is spliced from 12 exons. Gene Ontology annotation, molecular function: protein binding. The record is from RefSeq and is a predicted model, not a curated record.
CUCGUUCUCCGAUGCCUUGGUGACUGGUUCUGGCCACAUAUCGAGACCCAGGACUGAACGGGGGCCAUGUUGCCUCUUCUCUACAAUCUUCUCUGUCUAGGAUUGGGUCUGCUCCAGGGCAUUAGAGCAGUUACAUUUGAGAUUUCAAAUCCCAAUAUUUGGGCUGAAUUCUCCUCACUCUCGCCCCCGGAGAAUGUGACCCUCCAGUGCCAGGGGCCGCUGGAGAGUAAGAAGUUCCAGUUGACCAAGGAUGGGGAAGUCUGUGGUUCCGUGGAUACCGAAUAUCCCACCUACCGGGCCUCAUUUCCGCUUGGGGCCGGGAAAGCCAAUCAUCGAGGGAGCUAUCGUUGCUAUUACUGGCUAAAGGAAGGCUGGUGUGGACCCAGCAGCUUUCUGGACAUCACAGCAGCAAGCCCUCUCCCCAAGCCCCGGCUCUCAGCCAAACCCUACCCGUUGCUCCUGCCUAAGGAAAAUGUGAUGCUCUGGUGUCGUGUCUGGGUAAAGGGCUUGGGCCUGGCUCUCUACAAAGACGGUGAGGCCGAACCUCUGCAGACAGCGAGGCCGGAGACUAUGGGGGCCACGUUCUCCGUCUCCGACCCGGGGAAUUACACCUGCCGCUCUCACACUGCACUAAGCCCUGUCACCUGGUCUGACCACAGCGAUCCCGUGGAGAUUGUGAUCCCGGAAACACUGCCCAAGCCCCUCCUCUCCUCCCGGCACAGGGCUUUCCUCAGCGUGGGCGCCGACCUGUCCUUGGAUUGCACGGGCCGGUUGAGCGGGUUGGGGUUUGAGCUGUACCGGGAUGGAGAACCCGUCCGGCCUCUGGAGACAAGCCGUGUGCUCGACGACCGGCUCAGUUUCCUCAUUAGGAAGUUGGACACCGAAAGCGGAGGGAAUUACAGCUGUCGCACCCGUUCCUGGAAUAAACCUUAUAUCUGGUCAGAGCCCAGCGAUCCGUUGGAGUUCAUGGUGACAGGAUCAUGGCCCAGACCUUCUCUCUCCGUCCAUCCGGUGGGUCCCGUGACCGGCCCCGGAACCAACGUGACUGUUCGGUGCCGGGCCUCCCGUCGAGGGGUGAGGUUCGGGCUGAGGAAGAGGGGGACCCCGGAAGCCAUCCAACACCAGAACCCAGCUGGGGACCAUGCUGAUUUCCCGCUGGCGGAUGUGGCGGCUUACGACAGCGGAAACUACAGCUGUGUCUACUACGACCCGGCCGCCCCAUACGAGGCAUCGCAACCCAGCCAAGCCCUGGAGAUCCGGGUCAACGUCACACCCACCAAACCUACCCUCUCCACUCCAUCCGGCUCGACGCUGGCUGCAGGCAGGGAUGUGACCCUCAUAUGUACCUCAAGGUAUUCCUGGGCGAGAUUUGAAAUCUACAAGGAAGGACGGAGAACACUGAGAGCCAGGUGGCGGGAAGGGGGUGCCAGAAAUUCCCUCUUCGUGAUCCCCAACGUGGGAUACCAAGAUGCAGGGAAUUACAGUUGCCGCUAUCGGAUGUGGCAGAAGACGGAUGCCUGGUCAGAGUUCAGCGACCCGCUGGAGCUCAAGGUGACAGAUGAUUUAGACCAAGGGAAGGCUCCCGAGAAUCCAAGAAUGAUUCCCUCUUCAGAGGAGAAGACGCCCAACCCCCCAGGGGCAUCCGAGUCUUCAGACGAAGAGUUCCACGACUGCCGAGAAAAACUUCCUUCAGAUCAGGAGAGAGGACAAGAUUCCAAGUGGACCCAGUUCGAUCCCCAAGUAGGAUGGAGGAACGCUCGCAGAUGCGCAGCGAAUGUGACCAUGGAUCCGGACACGGCUCACCCGGACCUCGUUCUCUCCGGGGACCAGAGGAGCGUGAGGCUGAGAGACACCUGGCAGGCCCAGCCCGACAACCCCAAGAGAUUCGACUACGUCGUCAGCGUCCUGGGCUCCCCGAGCUUCACUGCCGGUAGACAUUACUGGGAGGUGGAGGUCGAGGGGAAGACCAAGUGGACCCUGGGGGUUUGUAAGGAAUCGGUGCGGAGGAAGGGGGUGAUCACGGUGACUCCUGAGGAGGGGUUCUGGGUCCUGAGGCUGACCCAAGGAAAGAAAUACUCGGCUCUCACCUCCCGGAGGACGCCCCUCUCCCUGAGGGUCCCCCCUCGCCGGGUGGGGAUACUCCUGGACUACGAGGCGGGAGCCAUCGCCUUCUAUAACGUGACGGACCCAUCUCGCAUCUUCACGUUCACCUCGUCUUUCUCCGGGCCUCUCCGGCCUUAUUUUUGCCCCAGGGCUUCUGAUGGGGGGAGAAACCUGGCUCCUCUGACCAUCUGCCCGAUCGGCGGGUGGGACUGAGGGACCGGCCCCCCGACCCCGGCUAAUGGUGCUGAUCUCUCUGGACCGCCCCAGAUCGCUGGUUGCUAGUAAAAUCCUAGAAAAAA